GAAAAGAAAAGAUUUGUGAGUGUCCAUGGUAAAAAUACUUUUGAAGAUGAAGAUGAUUGUAAGCAGAAUUUACAAGCUUAUCAGAACUUUGUUUUGGGUAACCCAUCUGCUGCGGAUGAAGGUCUGUACCCUCUACCUCAUAAUGCCUAUUCAGAACGUAACAAAGCUAGUAAUGGUGCUGAAAAAGAUGAUUCUACAGUUGAAAUCUAUUGGAGUUCAGGAUUGUUGUUUACUGCUGUAACCUAUCAUAAACUUCACUUUUUCAUUGUGAGGGAUAUGUUUGAUAAAUUGCUUUUUGUGGAUAAAUAUUGUUUUUUAAAUCUCAUUUAUUAG
Molecule: messenger RNA, 333 nt
Organism: Lottia gigantea (owl limpet)
Lineage: Eukaryota; Metazoa; Mollusca; Gastropoda; Lottiidae
Exons: 2
Source: RefSeq, a predicted model, not a curated record